UCUCUCUCUCUCUCUCGCCGUGCGGUCAGGUGACCGGCGGCGGAGCAGCUGUGGAGCGUCGCGAUCCCACAUCAUCACAUUCGCUCUCACGGCGCACUGAACACCGACACGGCAGCGGCACACACCCGACGGAUAUUUUUUUUGUUCUGAGGAAACCGCACGAACAGCACAUUGAUCGCACGACAGCAGGGGAAUACGCCAUGCGGGGAAGCGCGGCUUUAUUGCUUUUCAUGGUGGCGACCUCGACAUUGGCCGCUGAGAUGCUGACAGAUGGCUCUAUGGGCCUGCUGGCAGAGCCUCAGGUGGCCAUGUUCUGUGGGAAGCUCAACAUGCACAUCAACGUGCAGACGGGCAAGUGGGAGUCCGACCCCAGCGGCACCAAGAGCUGCAUCGGCUCCAAGGAGGGCAUCCUGCAGUACUGCCAGGAGGUCUACCCUGAGCUCCAGAUCACCAACGUAGUGGAGGCCAACCAGCCAAUCAGCAUCCAGAACUGGUGCAAGAAAGGCCGCAAGCAGUGCCCCAAUCACAUGCAUAUUGUGGUGCCCUACCGCUGCCUAGUGGGGGAGUUUGUGAGUGAUGCUCUGCUGGUCCCUGACAAGUGUAAGUUCCUGCACCAGGAGCGCAUGGACAUCUGUGAGAGUCACCUGCACUGGCACACAGUGGCCAAGGAGUCCUGCGGGGACCACUCCAUGAAUCUCCAUGACUACGGGAUGCUGUUGCCGUGCGGGAUUGACCGUUUCCGGGGGGUGGAGUUCGUGUGCUGCCCCUCCGAGACGGAGAGGGAGUCGGACAGCGCGGAGCCCGAGGAGGACGACUCUGACGUGUGGUGGGGCGGCCCCGAGACCGACUACACUGACAGCAGCAUGCCACGGGAGGCAGGGCGGGCAGCGCAGCAGGAGGCGGAGCCUGCGGUGAGAGAGGACGAUGAGGAUGUGGAGGUGGACGAGGCCCAGGAUGAAGAAGACGAUGAAGAUGGCGACGGUGACGAUGACGAUGAGGAUGAUGCCGAUGAAGAUAACCUGAACGACGAUCGUGACACCAGCGAGCACACCACUAAUGUCGCCACGACGACGACCACCACCACCACCGAGUCAGUGGAGGAAGUGGUCAGAGAGGUGUGUUGGGAGCAUGCAGACCCGGGACCCUGCUCGGAGGGUCUGCCCCGCUGGCACUUUGACCCUGAGCAGGGCGGCUGUGCCCCCUUCACCUACGGGGGCUGCGGGGGCAACCGCAAUAACUUUGAGUCAGAGGAGUACUGCCUGGCAGUCUGCAGCAGCGUGUUGCCCACAACCGCCCCCAGCCCCCCUGACGCCGUGGACCGCUACCUGGAGACACCGGGAGACGAGAACGAACACGCCCACUUCCAGAAGGCCAAGGAGAGCCUGGAGGCCAAGCACAGAGAGAGGAUGUCUCAGGUAAUGAGAGAGUGGGAGGAGGCAGAGAGAAAGGCCAAGAGCCUGCCCCGUGCUGACAAGAAGGCCGUCAUUCAGCACUUCCAGGAGAAGGUGGAGGUUCUGGAGCAGGAGGCGGCCAGCGAGAGGCAGCAGCUGGUGGAGACGCACAUGGCGCGGGUGGAGGCCCUGCUGAACGACCGCCGCCGCCUGGCGCUGGAGAGCUACCUGACUGCCCUGCAGGCCGACCCCCCCAGGCCCCGCCACGUCUUCUCGCUGUUGAAGAAGUACGUUCGCGCCGAGCAGAAGGACAGACAGCACACGCUCAAGCACUUCGAGCACGUCCGCAUGGUGGACCCCAAGAAGGCUGCCCAGAUCCGCCCCCAGGUGUUGACCCACCUUCGAGUGAUUGAGGAGAGGAUGAAUCAGUCCCUGGGGCUGCUGUACAAGGUGCCCGGCGUCGCUGACGAGAUCCAGGAUCAAGUGGACGAGCUGCUGCAGCUGGAGCGGGCGGAGGUGUCCCAGCAGGUGUCGUCCCUGCAGAGCGAGGGCAGGAUCAGCUACGGGAACGACGCCCUGAUGCCCGACCUGCCCGACAGCACCACCCCCGUCGACCUGCUGCCCCCCGAGGAGGCGGGGCUCGGCCUGGACGGGCGCGGCUUCAUCCACCCCGAGAGCUUCGGCCAGGUCAACACCGAGAACCACGUUGAACCAGUAGAUGUGCGUCCUGUCGCUGAUAGAGGACUUCCCACAAGACCCGGUUCUGGUAUGAAGCUGGAGGAGGUCCCUGAGCUCAAGAUGGAGGCAGAGGAGAGACACAGUGCUGGAUAUGAAGUGCACCAUCAGAAACUGGUGUUCUUUGCUGAGGACGUGGGCUCCAAUAAAGGUGCCAUCAUUGGACUGAUGGUGGGCGGGGUCGUCAUCGCGACUGUCAUCGUCAUCACCCUGGUGAUGCUGAGGAAGAAUCAGUACACAUCCAUUCAUCACGGAGUGAUAGAGGUGGACGCGGCAGUGACCCCAGAGGAGCGUCACCUGUCCAAGAUGCAGCAGAACGGCUACGAGAACCCCACAUACAAGUUCUUCGAGCAGAUGCAGAACUGAGGACCCGCUGCUCUGUUGCCACCCCUCUCCCCACCCCCAAACCCCGCCCUGCCCCCACCCCC
Molecule: messenger RNA, 2554 nt
Organism: Megalops cyprinoides (Indo-Pacific tarpon)
Lineage: Eukaryota; Metazoa; Chordata; Actinopteri; Elopiformes; Megalopidae
Product: amyloid-beta A4 protein-like
Exons: 17
Coding region: 201-2492 (763 amino acids)
Biological process (GO): central nervous system development; axonogenesis
Cellular component (GO): Golgi apparatus; cell surface; early endosome
Molecular function (GO): heparin binding; transition metal ion binding; signaling receptor activator activity
Source: RefSeq, a predicted model, not a curated record